This is a messenger RNA of Spizellomyces punctatus DAOM BR117, 1507 nucleotides long. RefSeq lists its product as uncharacterized. Bases 394 to 1374 code for a protein of 326 amino acids. NCBI's taxonomy places the organism in Eukaryota, Fungi, Chytridiomycota, Chytridiomycetes, Spizellomycetales, Spizellomycetaceae. Gene Ontology annotation, cellular component: mitochondrion. The record is from RefSeq and is a predicted model, not a curated record. Gene Ontology annotation, molecular function: guanine nucleotide transmembrane transporter activity. The transcript has 5 exons.
UUGCCUGCUUGCCUUCCUAGCAAGUAUUUUGCAAAUCCGUUAUCGCUUGCGGGCGUACGGCCAUUGCUCGACUUUCAUCUCUUUUUCGAUGGCCCGCUCCAACCAAUUUCCGUUGGUCAGAGAUGUCACAACAGGCCACUCCUUGGCGGAUCUCAUCUUUUUUGAUAUCUUGCUUUGAUUGGACCCCGUCUGCUUUGUUUACGCUGAAGGACUGGGGACAAAGCGUCCAAGAAUUGCAGUCACAAUGAGCAAUCUCUUUACCUAUCACCAUGGCAACAAUCAGAUCACAUGACUUGUAUCUCUCUAUUCAGCAUCCCAUCGGUGUUUUUGGUCUGCCUUUUCUUUCCCCGGUCCAACCCUUUCUAGCGCAUUGUUGAAUCUCCGUCCAGCAACAUGGUCCCACCCCCAUCCUCAGGCAACAGAAAGGAGUCGGGCACCGCCCGCUUCUUUGGAUCAGCGUCUGCUGGUGUAUUGGAGCUGUUGGGCUUCCACCCGGUGGACACGGUGGCCAAGCGGUUGAUGAAUAACCAGCAGCAGGUGUUUGGCUCGGGGAAAGCCUUUUCGGAGAGCAUGGGUGUGAUGAACAAGAUCAUUUUCAAGGAUGCUGCUACAAAGGGAACCCUUUCCAAAUACUUCUCUCUCUUCCCCGGUCUUGGUUUCGCAGCGGGUUAUAAAGUCAUGCAGCGAGUCUACAAAUUCGGCGGCCAGCCUUACGUGAAUGACUACCUAAACAAACACUACAAGGAGACCUUCCAGAACGUCUUUGGUGACCGCCAUGCAAAGACAAUCAUGCAUGCAACAGCCGGGUCGUUGGUCGGAAUUGGAGAGAUUGUUUUGUUGCCUUUGGAUGCAUUGAAAAUCAAGAUGCAAACCAACGCCCAGUCAUACGCUGGUCAGAACGUGUUCCAGAUUGUACGAUCAGAGGGAUGGGGAUUAUACCGGGGAGCAUCUUGGACCGCUGCUCGUAACGCACCGGGAUCAUUUGCAUUGUUUGGUGGCGCCGCAAUUACAAAGGAGCACUUGUUCAAGCUGGAUGAUUAUGGAAAGGCGACAUUCUUCCAAAACUUUGUCGCUUCCAUUGCGGGUGCUAUUGCCAGUAUCACGAUUUCUGCACCGUUGGAUGUGAUCAAGACCCGUAUCCAAGCACGCUCAAGUGAGCAAGCUCAGGGAGGAUGGACCAUCGUCAAGAACAUGGUAGCAAAGGAAGGUUUCCAUGCCUUCUUCAAGGGAUUGACGCCAAAGAUCCUGGUCGUUGGGCCCAAGUUGAUUUUCAGCUUCACAGUUGCACAGCAGCUCAUUCCAUUCUUUGGCCGGCUUUUGGAUGGAGAGGCACAAGCUGCCGCCGCCGCCAAAGCUGCAGUGACCAAGGCCUAAUUGCCCGAAAUUGGUUUUUUUUUCUGUAUCUAGAGAUUAGGUUAUAGUUUUUGUGGACGUUCAGGUUAGAUUGUUAGGUAUAUUUUCUGUUUAUCUUGUUGUUUAUCACAAUUGCACAUUGUUUUCUUCAUCA